UUUAAGCUGAACUUCCUGUGAAACGACUGAAACCGUUAAUUAACAGCCGUCAAGAAACAAUCCGCCUCCCCAACGACCCAUACACAGAAGAGGGAAAACAGCAAGAACUGCCUAGAGAUAGAAAGAGAGAGACAAAGUUGGUCUGAUCAAGAAAAGCCGAGGAAAGAAACAUGGGAAUACCCGAACCCGGCAGUUAUAUGCCGCUGAAAGAUCUUAAAAUGGAAAUUAAGGACGGUGAAGGAAGAGGAGCAAAUGGAGGUUUUACUCUGUCUUUCUGGCUUUACCUAAACUGCGCCACUCCUCUCCCCUCCACGGUUCUUCUUCAGAAGCACCCAGAUAAUGCUUUCAGUGCUCCGUUCCUUAUAUUAGAUGAAUGGAAUGGAAUAAUGCUUUUUCCAUUGUUUUUCCUUCACCAAGAGGCUUCAAGCCCUUCUAAUGCUCUUUGUUGGAAGCCUAUUCCUAGUGCAUCAAACAAGAGUAGAUUCCCUUUGAUGAAGUGGGUUCAUAUUGAUUGUGAGAUCUCACAAGUUUCUCUGAGACUUCACAUUGACGGGGAGAUUGUUGGAGAGAGACAGUUGUUGACUUCUUCACCCAUUAACAGUGGUUCGCAUUCUGAUGUCUCGGAAAUGGUAUCCCACUGUUGCAUACAGGGGAAUGAUGGUGGGCUGCAAGGAUACGUGUAUGGCGUAGAACUCUUCAGCCAAUUGUCUUCUAUUCAAAACCAUUCCUUUAAGGACAGCCCGCUACAACUAUCCAUUGAUAGUUCUAGUGCCUGUGAAAUUGACGAAGGCGUUGAUGGUGUUUGGAACAUUGUUGGCGGAAAGGCAUCCUGUCGCAAGAAGUUUUCGCUAGACGUGAUGCUACUUGAUGCUCUUGGAAGGCCAGUAAACAAAGAAGUGGAGGUGGCUGCUACACUUGUGUAUGCCGAUACUAUCACACCUGUGGAGAAAUCAUCUGACGCUGAAGCUCCACUCCUCACAAUGUAUGACGGAGUCGAAUCUGCUUCAGCUGAGAGGCCGAGCAAGCUGAUUCAGGGGCGUGCUUCCUUUAAGCUUAAAAUAUCUCAGCUCUCUUCCAAGUGUAGUAAUAGGCUCUUCCGCAUUAAGUUUGAUGUUCAAAAGAUGGGAAGAUUUCCUUUCCUUGAGGCCUUCUCCGUGCCAAUUCGCUGUGUGUCUAGGAAUCGUCCCGCAAGGUCAUCCUCUGUUACAUGGAGAAAGUCACCACCUUCUAUCCAUUCAUUUAAUAGACCUCAAUCUCCUGGCUUGGAUGCUGGAUCAUCUGACGUUCUCUAUAAUAUCAUUCAUGAAGCAAAGCAGAGUCCUUCAUCGAAACGGGUCAAAUUAGGGCAAGAGAGAUCACUCCCAGUUUUGAUGGGUGGUUGUAUGUUGAAGGAAGCUGAUUUGGAUUCUAAAUCUCAUGCCCGCACUACUACUAAUGAGGACAAUGCUGCUGCAUGUACGAAUGCUGUUCUGGAGAGGGCAGAUAGUCAUGAUGAUGAAGUAGAGGACUUCUCAUCUGAUUCAGAGAACAGUGAAGCAGCAGACUCAGUUCCAUGCAAAUUUUCUGCCCACAUAGGUCCAAUUUCGGAUCUGGUUAUUUUCAGAUAUUGCAUUGGUGGCCUCAGUGAGAGGUGUCUUCUGCUCAAGGAAAUUGCAUUGUCUUAUGAAGAAGAAGCACUUUGUAGCUUUUCCGAGCAGGUCUCUUUGUUCACCGGAUGUACUCAUCACAGGCAUCAAAUAUUAAUCUCCAAGAGGCUAAUUGACAUUGGCAUCAAGUGUUGGAACUUGAUAUCAAAAAAUAGCCAAAAUGUCCUCUGGGAGGAUCUGGUAUCUGAGCUUCAGGACCAUUUCAUGACGUUAACAUUCUGCAGAACAAGAUGCUUAACAAAACAGGAUUUCGAGGUCUUAAGGAGAGUAGCUGGUUGUCAAGACACAACAGUCUCCCAAGAAAACUUUGAAAAGAUGUGGUGCUGGUUGUACCCCGUAGCUUUUACAUUGUCCCAGAAACAGAUAAACCCAUUGUGGAGCUCCCUGUCUCCCAAAUGGAUAGAAGGAUUCAUCACAAAGGAAGAAGCUGAGUCUUCCCUUCAACAAGAAGGCCCUGGAGGAGGUCUUAUGCCCCCGGGCACUUUCAUAUUGAGGUUUCCUAUAUCAAGGAGCUGGCCCCACCCAGAUGCCGGCACUCUACUCGUCACUUAUGUUGGUACUGACUAUACCAUUCACCACCGGAUCUUGUCUCAUGAUUAUGCCUACAGUAGUACAAAAGAAAUGAUGGAUAGACCUAUACAAGAAAUGCUGCUUGAUGAACCCGAAUUGUCCCGGUUGGGAAGGUCGGUAAGAAGGCAAUAGUUGGUCAAAAAUAAAUUUGGUGUAUAUAUAGCUGUCACAAGGAACCGAGGGGAUUAUGUCUACAUACAGAAUUCUUCUUAUGUCAUCCUCUCCAGUUGUGGCUUUAGUUAGGAGUGAAAAUUUGGGCGACAAGUGUGGCCAGAUUGGAAGAGGGAAGUUAAAGCAGAUUCAUUGUCUAUCUUUUGGCUCUAAGGGUGACAAUUUUUUUCAUAUAUAUAUAUAUAUACAUAUAUACAUACACAUCGGCACAAGAGGGAUUCUCUCUUCGAGUUCAUAUGAAUGAAAGUGGAUCUUGCUUAUAAAAAUGGACCACAUGUUUAUGAGGUGCCUCCAUCUUGCUCAACCCCCUUGCGAACGAUAUUACUGUGAGCAUGACGUUGGCCUGUUCAUUAUAUUUUCAACCUCGAAUCCCCUAUACUCUAUAAAUAUAUUGACACUACCCUCAUCCUUUCCACCUCUCUUGUUGCUUCCCAAACGCGAUAUGUAUGGCACACCCGGAUAUACCAUCCUCAUUGUACAAGCAAUGACAAUUUUGAAAUUUCUAAAAACUUCAGGGUUAACCAGUAA
This is a messenger RNA of Cuscuta epithymum, 2915 nucleotides long. Lineage: Eukaryota; Viridiplantae; Streptophyta; Magnoliopsida; Solanales; Convolvulaceae. The record is from the annotation of a GenBank genome assembly.